AUGUUACGCUCAGCUUUUCGCGGGAGCUUGAAGGUGGUUUCCUUGAAGCAGCUUUCCGCUAGGCAUAUGAGCAGGACUGCAAGACUGCUUGAUGCUCAAGUAUUUGCCAUGCCAGCGAUGUCUCCUACGAUGGAAAGAGGCGGGAUAGUUGAGUGGAAGUUCAAGGUCGGGGAGCCGUUCUCAGCUGGCGAUGUGAUUUUGGAGGUCGAGACGGAUAAGGCACAGAUAGACGUUGAAGCCCAGGACGAUGGUAAACUGGCAAAGAUUGUCGUUGACAAGGGAGCUAAGGAUGUACCAGUCGGGGCAACCAUUGCGUAUAUUGCUGAGAUUGACGAUGAUUUCUCGACUUUGGAAUUCCCAAAGAGCAAUGAGAAACCUCUAGAGAGUCCCGCAGAGAAGAAGAAGGAGCAAAAGCAAGCCAAAAGCAAGCCACUGAGUGCGGGAGAGAAGUCUGAUAUCCAAGGUAAUCAGCAAAACGCCAAUCCUGACCAGACGCUGCUGCCAUCUGUGGUCAUGCUCCUGGCUGAGAACGGCAUAUCGAAAGAAGAUGCGUUCAGCAAGAUCAAGGCAACGGGAAAGGACGGAAGGAUACUCAAGGGUGACGUGCUGGCUUAUCUGGGCCGAAUUUCAGCCGAUUCCGCCGUCAGGAUCGCAGAUUAUGUGAAAAGUGGAGAGCGUUUGGAUCUGUCGAACAUCGAGCUGAAAACUGAGGUGCCCAAGUCUGCCUCAGUCCCGGAAGCAGACAAAGGGAAAGAGACAAACACUACAGCUGCCGCUCAGCCAGAGCCGAUCAUUUUCAGUGAGCAGCUGAUCUUGGAGUUCCCAGGUAAAUCGCAACCCGGAGAGCUGCAGCAGUCUGUGAGGGCGUUCUUAAAGGAGGCCUACCAUUACACGCACGAGGCGCCUUUAGCCGACGCGAGAUCCGAGCACUUCGACCCGAUUUUCGAAGAUCUAAUCACGCCUGCACCAACCGCGCCAAGAUUCCGCUACACCUACCAGUUGACGUCUCUGGCCGACAAUCCCGAUUCGAAGGGCCACCGGGAUAUCUUCGACCUUCUCUCAGAGAGCACAGAUGCGAGCGCUGCCACAAAGCCGGCUUCCCCAGCCAAGCAGGAGUACGCUCUGUCCCUCAGCGUGCAAGUGAGCGACAAGUUUUACGAUGCAGAGGAGAGAUCCAAGAGAUUCGUCGAGUAUGUAAAGCAGUUGCAACUUGUAUAA
Molecule: messenger RNA, 1218 nt
Organism: Torulaspora globosa
Lineage: Eukaryota; Fungi; Ascomycota; Saccharomycetes; Saccharomycetales; Saccharomycetaceae
Gene: PDX1
Product: Pdx1p
Exons: 1
Coding region: 1-1218 (405 amino acids)
Biological process (GO): pyruvate decarboxylation to acetyl-CoA
Cellular component (GO): pyruvate dehydrogenase complex
Molecular function (GO): dihydrolipoyllysine-residue acetyltransferase activity
Source: RefSeq, a predicted model, not a curated record